This is a messenger RNA of Carya illinoinensis, 916 nucleotides long. RefSeq names its product probable serine/threonine-protein kinase CST. Gene Ontology annotation, biological process: protein phosphorylation. The record is from RefSeq and is a predicted model, not a curated record. Bases 350 to 700 code for a protein of 116 amino acids. Lineage: Eukaryota; Viridiplantae; Streptophyta; Magnoliopsida; Fagales; Juglandaceae. Gene Ontology annotation, molecular function: ATP binding; protein kinase activity. The transcript is spliced from 3 exons.
GUUCGUUUUAAAUGUCUACGUUUCAAUUUCAUGUCUCUAUCUCUCAGAGUUUCUGUUUUUUUUUUUUGGAGCCACACUUUAUCACUUCUCAAUCGCACGUGUUUACUUGACAUUAAAUUCUGGAAAGUCCACAAAGUUACUGGUAAGUGCAAAGAAUUUAGUUUAAAGAGAAAUUAGUAUACAAAGAGAGAAAUUAGGUUAACUGGUAACUGCAAGCCCUUCUCAAUCCCUAAUACUUUUUAUACUCCAAAGAAAAAACCCUUUAGAAAUUAGGUUACAUCCCUUCUAAAUUACAUUUUGUUUUCGUAAAAGCAUUGACGACUUAUAUCCUAAUGGGAAAAUCCUGGAAAUGCCCAACUUGAAAGAAUUCAGCCUUAAGGAUUUAAAGACCCCGACCAUGAAUUUCAAGACAGAUUCUUUGUUGGGAGAGGGAGGCUUUGGGAAAGUUUUCAAGGGUUGGAUGGAUGAGAAGGCACUCACACCCUGUAAGGUUGGCACCGGCAUGGUGGUUGCUAUCAAGAAAUUGAGCUCAGAAAGUAUGCAAGGUUUCCAAGAGUGGCAGUCAAAAUUAAAUUUUUUAGGAAGACUAUCUCAUCCCAACCUGGUCAAGCUACUGCGAUACUGUUGGGAGGAAAAAGAGCUACUACUUGUAGGCAAUGGGUGCGUUUUGAUCCUGAUCAACCAUCUGGAAUGUGUCUAAGUUUUGGAUGUGGAUGUUGGAGGUUAUGGUAGAGCAUACAAAGUGGGCAUUAGCCUUUUGUGAACUGGUCAUUACCCAGAUUGUUAUAUAUUAGAAGUUGAGAGGAAUGUAUAAGCACUUGAUGAAUUUUGAUUGUUUGUAAAGAAAUUUGUAUAACCACUUGAUGAAUUUUGAAGUUACCAUAGAUACAAUCCAGUUGAGAAGUUUGCAAAUAAA